Messenger RNA from Cornus florida, 678 nucleotides. RefSeq lists its product as uncharacterized. The record is from RefSeq and is a predicted model, not a curated record. The coding region runs from base 1 to 678 and encodes 225 amino acids. NCBI's taxonomy places the organism in Eukaryota, Viridiplantae, Streptophyta, Magnoliopsida, Cornales, Cornaceae. The transcript is spliced from 2 exons.
AUGGCUCAUACCACUAGUGAGUUAACAGGAAUACAACAUUUUUUGGAGGAACUUGGGUUGACAGUCAAAUCCCCUAUUCCAUUGUUCUGUGAUAAUCAAGCAGCCAUUCACAUUGCAUCUAAUCUUGUGUUCCAUGAGAGGACCAAGCAUAUUGAAGUUGAUUGUCACUUCAUUCGAGAGAAGAUACUGAUUGGGAAUAUCACUACUCCAUUUGUGAAGUCUGAAGACCAACUAGCUGAUAUGUUUAAUAAAGCUCUAGGUCAUCACAGUUCAACCAUUGAGGGUCAAGAUGAUUCAGAUAAUAUUCUAUUUGAAGACAAUAUUCCUCGUCAUCGUAAAUCCACAUCCUCUAAUUGUCGUGCAAAAAAGGAGACUAAAAAAGAUUCCAUUAGUGAUACUCUUGCUUGCAUUGUCGAGGCUUUUAAAGCAAGGACCGAAGCUUCCAAAGCAAGGAUUGAAGCUCUAUUAACUAUGGUGGAGAGGUAUAAGAAAAUGAAACAUACUCAAGAGACAACUAGCCCAUCACAUGAUUCAUAUUCUCUAAGUAAUUGUAUUGAAUGCCUUGAAGGUCUUGAUGAGAUAGAUGACGACACAUAUUUGAAGGCAACCGAAAAGUUUAAGGAAUUGCACCAUAGAGAAUUGUUCAUUAAGAUGAGUAUUUCCAAGAAGUUUGCUUAG